AUGGAUGCCCCGGCCAUAGAUAUCAAUUUCUUUGACGAUGGGGCCUUCGUGGUCUUGGGCUCUGCGGUCAAGUUGCUGGAUACCACCUCGGAGAUCGUUCGCAUUGCCGUGGACUCUUUCCUGCGCGGCGGCCUUCGUUUGAAUCUCAAGUGGGGCAAGAGCCACCCCGGGAUGGGCCUGGGGCAGCUCCCCACCAUCGCGUCCUCUGGCGAGUCCGCGCUGGCGGACUCCCCGGGCCCGCGGGACGAGAAGCAGGGCCUGCAUGCGCCCGGCUCUGGGUCCUCCCUGCCCAUCGCGGCCUCGCUGCCCUCCAGGCAGGGGGCUUGUAGCCUUGGUGCCACCUCGAGGGACGGGUCGCAGCGCGACCUCACCAGCAUGAGGCCGCAGUCUAAGGCGUCCGGCACCGGCAUCGGCACACCCUCGAUGACGCCCAGCUCCAGCCCCGGCGAGUCCUCGCUGAAGCCCUUCGCGCCCAGCCCCUUCGCGCCCGCGCCUGCACCGCAGGCGCUGGCGGCGGGCAACGCCGAGCUGCUGCCCACAAAGGCGCACGCGCCCGAAGGGUCCACCUUCACUGCGUCGUCGGCGGCCCCAGGCUUCGGUCUGUCCAGGAGC
Molecule: messenger RNA, 612 nt
Organism: Prorocentrum cordatum
Lineage: Eukaryota; Dinophyceae; Prorocentrales; Prorocentraceae
Source: the annotation of a GenBank genome assembly